AUGUCUUUGUGCAUAUCUAUCUAUCUAUCUAUCUAUCUAUUUAAGUCUUUGUUCAUAUCUAUCUAUCUAUCUAUCUAUUUAAAUCUUUUCUUUGUUCAUAUCUAUCUAUCUAUCUAUCUAUUUCAGUCUUUGUUCAUAUCUAUCUAUCUAUCUAUUUCAGUCUUUAUUCAUAUCUAUCUAUCUAUCUAUCUAUCUAUUUCAGUCUUUGUUCAUAUCUAUCUAUCUAUCUAUUUCAAUAUGAACAAAGACUAUCUAUCUAUCUAUCUAUCUAUCUAUUUCAGUCUUUGUUCAUAUCUAUCUAUCUAUCUAUCUAAGUCUUUGUCCAUAUCUAUCUAUCUAUCUAAGUCUUUGUCCAUAUCUAUCUAUCUAUCUAUCUAUCUAAUCUUUGUCCAUAUCUAUCUAUCUAUCAUCUAUCUAUCUUCAAUCUUUGUCCAUAUCUAUCUAUCUAUCUAUCUAUCUAAGUCUUUGUCCAUAUCUAUCUAUCUAUCUAUCUAUCUAAGUCUUUGUCCAUAUCUAUCUAUCUAUCUAUCUAUCUAUGUCUUUGUCCAUAUCUAUCUAUCUAUCUAUCUAUCUAUGUCUUUGUCCAUAUCUAUCUAUCUAUCUAUCUAUGUCUUUGUCCAUAUCUAUCUAUCUAUCUAUCUAUGUCUUUGUCCAUAUCUAUCUAUCUAUCUAUCUAUGUCUUUGUCCAUAUCUAUCUAUCUAUCUAUCUAUCUAUCUAUCUAUCUAAGUCUUUGUCCAUAUCUAUCUAUCUAUCUAUCUAAGUCUUUGUCCAUAUCUAUCUAUCAAUCUAUCUAUCUAUCUAUCUCUGUCCAUAUCUAUCUAUCAAUCUAUCUAUCUAUCUCUGUCUUUGUUAAUAUCUAUCUAUCUAUCUAUCUAUCUAUCUCUGUCCAUAUCUAUCUAUCAAUCUAUCUAUCUAUCUCUGUCUUUGUUAAUAUCUAUCUAUCUAUCUAUCUAUCUAUAUAUAUAUAUAUAUAUAUAUUUCAGUCUUUGUUCAUAUCUAUUUAUUACAGACUUUCUUUCUAUCUAUCUAUUUAUAUGUCUGUUUUUUUAUCGCAAAGAAUUUUUCUGUAUCUCAUUUUAUACUUUCUUUCUUUCUUUUUUUUUUUUUUUCAUUUCUUUCCUUGUCUUCCAUAUUUAUCUUUUGUGUGUGUGUGUGUGGGGGGGGUUCUUUUCAACUUGCUAUUCUUUUUCCUUCUCUCUUCUUUUUCUACUUUUGUCUCUUCUUUCCAACUAUGCAGAAUCCUUUUUCUUACUUCAUUUUUUCUUUUGUCUGACCUCCAUUCUUUUUUUUUUUUUUGCUUAAACUACCUUUCUAUUUCUUUUUCCUACUUCUUUUCAUCUGCAACAAAAGAAAGAAUCACUUUUCUUUCUUCUUCCUUCUUCCUCCUUCUUUCGUCUACUUUCUGGGCUUUUCCUUCGCUAAAACUCUUUGCUUUCCGCCCACUCGUCUUGUUUUCUUUCAUCUAUUUUUGUGUCUUUCUUUCCAGAUUUCUUUUCAAGGUAGAAAAAUGCUGCUUUUUCUUUUCAUUAUAG
Molecule: messenger RNA, 1533 nt
Organism: Acanthosepion pharaonis
Lineage: Eukaryota; Metazoa; Mollusca; Cephalopoda; Sepiida; Sepiidae
Source: the annotation of a GenBank genome assembly